UUUUUCAAACAUUUCACCAGAAAAAGAGAAAAAAAAUAAAAUGGAAAAAGAUAGUGAAAUGAAGGCCUCAAUUCCAGGAUCUAGGCAAUUGAAUCUGAAGAAAUCAUUCAAGCGUGCAUUGCAUUCCUUAUUAACUGCUUGUUCCAAAGAGGAAUUUUGUAAAGCUUUUCCGAGUUUUACUGCAGCAGAACACGCACGCCUCCACCGUCUGUUCAUUCAGGUGAUCAAUUCUUUGCAUGAAGAUAUAGAGGAAGAAUUCGAGUCUAUAUGUCUUGCGACACAGGCUGCAACAGUUCUUGACAGUGUAGAGGAACUCGUGGAAGAACAUAGUCUGGACCCUCUUCUUUCUGAGAAGAGUAAUGUUGAAGCAACUGCACAAAAUUUGUCCGAAGCAAAGAAAAACGAAAUCCACUACCUUACGGGGAUGUUGCAAAAGGCAGAAGAACAGAAGCGUGAUAUCAGCGCUCGUCUCGAACUCCUAAAGAGAGAAAAGCACGACUUCUCUGGUGCUGAGAACCUUCUUGCUGAGUUAAGGACUGGGAUAUUGAACUAUGAGAAUGGCCGCAGCACAAGGAUCACUAAUACAUAAGAUACCAUCAGCAGUCUCAUGCAUCAAUAUUUUGAGUGAAUCUCAAACCAGCAACUAAGUAGUUUUGCUGUUGUAUUCUGCUUGUAAGCUAUAUCUGUUAUGUUUGAGAAUUGAUAACGGUAUAUAAAACCACUGUCACUUUCUUGAAUUUCCUUGUUUGGCAACAUGAAAAUUCUUCCUAGCGUGUUAAAUCCUA
Molecule: messenger RNA, 785 nt
Organism: Olea europaea var. sylvestris
Lineage: Eukaryota; Viridiplantae; Streptophyta; Magnoliopsida; Lamiales; Oleaceae
Exons: 8
Coding region: 41-589 (182 amino acids)
Biological process (GO): chromosome segregation
Cellular component (GO): MIS12/MIND type complex
Source: RefSeq, a predicted model, not a curated record